AUGGCGGUCCCCAAAGCGAAGGGCUAUCGGCCAAGAUGCUUCUUUGAUGUUGAAAUAAAUGGAUCUCCAGGUACGAAACGUUAAAUUCCUUGGAUUAAAUGUUUGCAUUGGUUGCUGUUUUUCAAAAUUUAAUUUAUGAAGUCACUUGGGAAGAGAAGCGGCUGAAAUUCAGACUACAAUGUAUUGGUCAAAUCGAAGCUUCAACAUGCCCCCCCCCGGGCAACCCCCCGGGCAUUUGACUUUUUUGAAAAUUAUUGUUCAAAUUCCCCCCUACCCGGGCCAAAAUGCCGUUCAAAUGCCCCACACUAGGGUCCAUUCAGGUAAUCAAAUGCCCCCACCCCGGGGACAUUUCACAGGCACAAAAAUGACAGAAGGACGGCUGAAACACCUUCAGUGGUCGAACAAAAUAUUUAUAAAUAUAACAAAAACUGAGAAACACAGUUAGCGUAUUUACUGCGAACAAAAGUGUCUUGCAAAGCGGCGGAAAUCGCUGCUACAAGGUCACUGAAUGCUCAGCUUUUUUUCGUCAUGCAACAUACAAAGCGUUCUAUAAAAGAGAUCCCACCCAUUGAGAUUACUACAUCAUGACCAUUUCACUGACAUGCAUCAUCGUUCACCUUAUUAAUUAACAUACUUGCAGUAGGUCAAAGUAGUUGACCUGAGCUUUUUAUCUUAUUUUAUUUUAUGUUGUUGUAUUGAAUCGCCGAUAUAGGUAUUGUCUUUCAUUGUAAACACAACAAUAAAAUACAUUCAUACAUUCAAAGCCUGAAUCCAAUAUUAAAAAUUUUAAAAUUUAAAUACUUCAAAUACGGCACAAAGCUUGUUUAAGCCCUUUCCUCGCAACCAAUUGGUCACAAAGGCACAAUCUUUUCCACGAAAAUCCUCUAACACCGCGUCCCCCAUGAUAGCUCGCCACGCCAAAGAUUUUACAUGAAAUCAAAGGUGCAGUUCAAAUUCCCCACCCCUAAAGCAUUGGGAUCAAAUUCCCCACCCCCUGGAAGACUCUGAUAAUCAAAUUCCCUCCUCCCCAGGACGGCAAAGGUGUCAAAUGCCCGGGGUAUGCCCGGGGGGGGGCAUGUUUAAGCUUCGAUUUGACCGAUACAUAACUCUUAAUAAUAUGGAAAUAAUUAUAAGCUUAUUCAAGCUUAUAUUAAGUUUAAUAUAGCAGAAGUUUGAUUCUUUGAUUUUAAUCAAUUUCUAUAAUUUUAAACUUAAAUCAAUAUGGCUGUGCAGUAUUGGUUAUGAAUGCUUACUUCUCUUGAUUAAUGAUGUGAGCCUAAUGUGUUAACACUGGGAUAAUCUAAUCUUUUUUAUGGAUUAUUUUGGCUAAUUAAUUUAAAUCAAUAAGGUUUCCAAUGAGCAAACUCAGUCUGCUUGUAACAUAGAAAGAGGAGUAGGUGGGUAGAAAGGAAGACUGGUUUGAAAGAACUUCAAAUCUAAAACUCUUAAAUUUUUCUUGAUUUAAGAAUCAAUUUUGCAUUCUUUGUAGCUGGCAGGAUUAUUUUUGAACUGUUUGCUGACAUCUGUCCUAAGACAUCUGACAACUUUAGAGCAUUGUGCACAGGUAAGGAAGUACGUAUUAAUGUAGAUACAUGUACUACCACUGCCACUACCAACUAUUAUAUUAAUAUUAAUAAUAAUAGUAAAAAUGAUCAUGAUAAUAAUAAUAAUAUCUUUUUUCAUAUUACAUGUAAACAUUAGUGUUUUAGAGUUGAGAUCAGUUGAUGCGUGGUUGGCCAUAUACUCACUUGUAAGUGGGAUGGAGUCAUAAUAUUAAAUUCAUGGUCACUUCCUUUUUUUGUUUAUUUUACUGGUGCAUACAUAUAUACACAUAUACAUACAUUUUAUUUGUUACACACGUAUAUCCAUUUUAUUUGCAUUUUAAGAUUGAAGCACUAUUGUAACAUACCCCGCCUUGGGUAGCUAUGCUAAUCUACAGGGGUCCUGUUUUCAGGAAACAAAUACAACUAAAAGUAAUAACAGUGUUACAGAUAGGAGAUGGGUCUUGGGUCAAUGACCCGACAAAGAAGGCUUCCUGACCCGACAGAUGACAUAUAAGUAUUAAGUUAAAUAUAAUGAAAAAAAAUAAGCAUAUGGUCUUGGUGACCCCUUAGAUUGUCUACAUGACCCCCCUCUUGAAAUAAUUAACUGGAACGCUGAAUAAGAGGCCUAAAAAAAUGCGAGAAUUGACAUAGUGACUGGAGACUACUGAAAAACUGAUGCAAUAGUGCAUAGUGUUAUGAAAUUGCUGAACUCUUAAGGAAAUUAAUGGCUAUUUUUUAAGUGAUAAACGUGACAUUUCAUGGAAACUUUAGACAGGAUUUUUUGGAUUAACUUUGAGCCUGUUUUUUAGGAGAAAAAGGUUUAAGCAAGACUUCUGGGAAGGCUCUUCACUAUAAAGGAUCAGGAUUCCAUCGAGUUAUCAAGGAUUUUAUGAUUCAAGGAGGAGACUUUACUAAAGGUAUUGUUAUUUUUAUAUCAAGAUGGUAAAAGAAAAGGCACACUUAAGCUGAAGGCUCAAAUAGCCGGAGCAGCGCCGGACAGAAUGCUAGUCCAAUGCAGGGUUACCCUCCAGCAGUAUGUCGCCAGUGCCCAUUUAUACAUCUGGGUGAAGAGAGUUCCAAGUGGAGUAAAGUUCCUUGUCUAAGAAAACAAUGCAAUGGGUGACUUUGAACCACAGACCUCCAGAUCCAGAGUUUGAGGUGUUAACCGCUCAACCACACAUAUCAAGAUGGCUCAAAUGGACUUAGAGUUAGAGCCUUAACUAUUGUCAUUAGCCAAGAUACUGGAAAACAAUCUCCUUUAAUAGCUGUAUUGUUACCUAGGAAUUUGUUAUGACUGAUGUUAUUUUGACACAAGAGUUUUCAUCACAAUGUGUAAGUGGCUUGUAAGUGUACCUAAGUGUAGUUGUUUUUGCAAAAGAAGUUGCAGAUUGUUGCAAUAAAACCUUUUUCGAUGUCUAAACGGUAGGUUCUGUAUCUUUACUUACAUUAAUAAGAUCUUUUUGUGAGAGUUGCGAGGGAGAGGUUUUGUAACAAGAACAGCAGUUUUUCACAGAGUUUUUAAAAGCUGCUGACUAUUAACACCUGAUGCAAGGUGCUUGUUACUUUUCAUGUGCGUAUCAGAUAUUUUUUUGAUCUGUAAAACAUGUACUACAUCAGUCUUCUAAGUAACACUAAGCAAACUUUUUCCUUGGUUUCUCACUGGAUGUGUGUCAAUAAUUUUUUGCCAAAAAUUGCCGCUUCAAUGAUUCUUGCACUACGCGAUUCUAGUAGCGUGAUGAUAAUCACGUAGUGUGCAACAAGAUUCUCAUUGCGCAGGAAACGAGACAUGACUGGUAACUUACUUUUGAAUGGUACUGUAUGUCAUGUGCUGUACAAAUCAUUCUUUGCAACCCUUUGAUCAAUUAGAGCAUGCAUUGAAAAUUUGUUAAAUAAAUUAUAAUUUUUCUAUUAUUUUGUCUAUCACAGGAAAUGGUACUGGAGGAGAGUCCAUUUAUGGUGGCACGUUUAAUGGUUUGUAGCUUCACAGUAUUAAUCUCAACAACAGGAUGUGUACUUAGAGUCAGAUUUGUAGUUGUAAAAAUUGAAGAAGUGCAAUUGCUGAGGAUUGAGUAUAGUGAACCUUUAAUAUCUGAAUUGAUUUUGUGUUAUAGUCAAACAGCAAUUUUAUCAGUAGUUUGUCAGGCCUCGUUGUAAACAUAAAAUUGAGUUGACUACAGUGAAACCCUGAUAUAAUGAAGAGCCAAGGGACUGGCGAAAUAUGUUAAUGUCUCUGAUCCUUUAUAAUGCAUGUUAAACACGAAGUAAUUUAAUUAUUAAACAAAUAAUGAGAAGUUGGCCUUAAAUGGGGGAGCACUGCCUUGCGCUAGGUUAGCCUGUGCGACUUCCAGCGAUGGCGUGACCAAAGAACCUCACUUAUCUCCCUAGCACUACGAGCUGAAUGCAAUACUGCAUGUGCCGGAUUGGACAAGAGUACCAGUUUGCAGGCAAUAUUAUUAAACAGCAAUGCAGCCAACAAGCAUGGGGGAAGUCACUGCACAGACUUAAUUGCACCUCCAAGGAGUGUCUCUAGUUUAUUUGAUGGCAUAGCACAAAACAAAGCCCAUACCUUGAUCGUCUCCAAAGGGAGGGAGGGAGGGAAAAUUUUACACGAUUAGUAUACUGAGCACUUAAACCUUGCUGAACAAUGGAACCCAAGUGAACUCUGAACAGUUGUUCUUGGCUUUUAUAGCCAGACGAAUGUCUGCUGGCAUAGCCAGUAGAAAAGGCUGUACUACAAGACCGCUCAGCAUUACACAUGCACACUCUUAGCCAUGAAUAAUGGUUUCAAAAUACUGGCCAAUGCUGUGGCUCGUACUAGCCUGCUUAAGACAAGAAGGCCGUAAAGUUCUACACUAGAAUACAAUGCAUCUUAGAGCUUGCUGAACUUGACAACUACAUUUUACUGGUGUUAUUUUCCAUAUAUUUUACUAUUACUGGGGUUAAAAGAAAAUCGUUCAUUGUAUCCAGGACUUCAUUAUAUCAAGGUUCUACUGUUCUGCAAUGACUCUUAUCUCAGGGCUGUGGCUAAAAUUUCAAGUUGCUGGGUAAAUGCAGUUAGUACAAGGGGAAUUGUACUGAGCUAGGAAUUAGUUCUUUUGGUUCUGUUUUCGUUUUGUUUCCUAUAAGAGAAGCCAGGGCUCACACUCAUAGUACCCAGGUAAAAUCCCCGGCCCCCAGCUCAUAGUGACAGCCCUGUAUCUUCCAGUGAACUUACACCUCAUGCAAGUCUGUGUCUUACAAUUUAUUAUCUUUUACACAAGAUGUUCUCAGCUUUUGAUUGGUUUAUAUUAAUCUGUCAGCUAAUAAUUCAGCUUGUUCAUGAUGUGGAGAAUGAAACAAUGUUAUGCAAUGUUGCAUUAUGUAAUAACAUUACAGAUCUCAGCAUUUAAUGACACUCACUAUUGAUCUUCAUUUAACUAUAACAGUAAAAAGGGCUUAAUUUGCUUUCUGAUACUAAGCAAAUUAUGCCCUUUUCAGGAAACCCUUAAUUUAUUAUUAAUAUUAUAAAGCUGAUCUAAUGGGGUGUAUGUUUUUAACUGCUUAUCUAAAUAAUAUAUGAAAAUAAUUAAGUUUUUUGUUAACUGGGGCUGAAACUUAUGAGAAGUACAAACAUGUAAUUGUGAUAACUGCAGUGAUUUGCUUGUCAUAUUAAGUUUUUCAUUUUUUUUUGUUUUCCCUAUAACAGACGAAGGAUUCCCUCUUAAGCACGAGACAGCAAUGUUGUUGUCCAUGGCUAACAGAGGUCCUAACACUAAUGGUUCUCAGUUUUUUAUGUAAGUAUUUGAUCUUUUAAGAGAUAGAAACCACCCUAUAAAUUUGAAACCAAGUAUAAAAUUCAACUGCAUCAUGCAUGUAGAUGUGUAGUAUAAGUCAGGUCCUGAUCACUCAAAGAUUGGAUGCAUGUAGUGCUAUCCACUGUAUAAAUAUUAUUAAUUAUCACUAUGGAGUGGUUAGAGUGUCAUGAAAUCCAAUUGCCUUGCCCUCUGGAUAGUAAUUUACCUGAUGAAUAGCAUUACCCACCUUCUGAGCAACUGGGCAAUGUUAACUUAAUUACGCUGGCAAAAAUGGUUCAGUUCUUUUUUAAUUUCCUGCUGUUGUCUAAUUUUCCCCUGCUUUAAUUCUCAAUUCCUUCCUUUUCUCAAGGCCCCAGGUUCAAGUUUAAAAGAGGGUUUAUGUACUUCAAUGUAUCAACUUGAUAAUAUUAAUCUCUAUCCAGUAGAUGAUCCAGUUUUUUUCCCUAAUUAAUACUUAUCCACUGGAUAUUAAUUUAUCUGCUAAAUAGCAACCUGAUCCAAGGAGUGAACAACGUGGGCCAGAUGUCAGGUCUUCCAACCGGCAUCUCUGUGAUACAUGACAAUAUUGUAGUGUGAAUAAAGACAAAGUUUUAAUGUUUUAAGUUUUUAUAGUGUGUUUAUUUUGCUUUUCACAGAACAACUCAGCCUGCCCCACAUCUUGAUGGGUAAGUUUUCUUUUAACUUGAUUCAGCUGUUCUUACUGACAGAAAGGAAAUUUCUGUUAGCAUUAUGAUGUUAUAAUUUGCUACAGACAAGACAGUGUUUCACAUGGUUUCAUUUUUUCAAUUUCAAUACACAAAUAUAAAAAAGGGCAUCAAAUUUUGCUAUGUUAUUUUUCAAACAUCUGAAUUUUUAAAAGAUAUCAAGAUAAAUGUAACAAACAAAAUGCAUAUUAACAUUAUUCCACAACAGAAUAAAAAUUACCAGUAAAACCAGUUAAUAAUUAAAUUUUGUUGUCGAUACACCUAGGCUCUACAGUAGAAACAGUUGUUGUUAUUAAAUCUUAAUCGUUUUUAUAUGAUUUGAAUUUUCUAUGGGUAGUAAAUUAAAAUUUUUUGCACGUUUUCGUUUUGUGAGGAUAUUAAUUCCCGAAACAAAUUUCGUGAAAUUAAAAAAAAAUGUGAAAUUAGGUAAUGGCAUUGUACAUGACUUGUACACAUAAUGCAUUUUUGUUUGUUGCCACUCAAAAGCAAGUCACAGAUCAAUGAUUACCCACACUUCAACAAUGUUGCUCUUGCUUAUAUUGUGGUAUAUUUAUUUUAUUUGUAGGAUUCAUGUGAUAUUUGGCCAAGUAUUGCAAGGUCAGGAAAUAGUAUCAGAGAUAGAGAUUCAAAGAGUUGAUGACAAGAGUAGGCCCCUAGUGGAUGUAAAGAUUAUCAACUGUGGUGAACUUAUUCCAAAAGCAAAGGCUAAAGGUACACGAUAUGUUUCCAUUGACUAAAUUUAUGUACAGAACUGUGCUCUAGCAGCAGUGCUGCCCGCUGACCCCUGGCAUCAUACUUUAGCUCUUGGGUGAUGUCUUACUGUUAUUUGUUAACUUUCAACUGCAGAGAAGAAAGCUGAAAAGACAAGAAGGAAAUCUAAGCGACAUUCUGACAGCAGCUCCUCAGAUACUGACUCUUCAUCCAGUUCUGGAUCAGAAUCAGACAGUGAUCAGUCAUCAACUGAUGAGCGGGAGAAAAAGAAACGCAUAAAAAAGAAAAGGAGAAAAAAGAUGAGUGAAUCUGUAAAACGCAAGGACAAGAAGAAAGCAAAGAAGAAAAAGAAAGAGAUAAAAGACAGGUAAGUGGCUGUAACUACACCACAAAUACAUCAAUACACAAACAUUUAACAAAUACAUACAAAAAAUGCAAAUCUGGUAAAAAUGAAUACUGUGAAUAAAAUAAUUAAUGACUUAAUAAAAAAAUGCAUAGACAUAUAAUUUCAAAAAUUAACAUUGUUCGCAAAAAGUACAGCAUUCAAUAAUUCAUUCAUUACACUCAAAUGACAACAUGUGCUUGUAGAUAGAUUUGGUUGAGUAGCAAAAAGGACUGAUAGAGCCACUGUGCCGAGUGCAGAGCAUAACCAUGGCAAUCAACAUGUUGAAUUCCAAACAAGUUGAGGAGUAAGGGCAAGUCAAAGAGGUUAGGGAGAAAGUAGCCUGUGUAGCAAGCGUUUUUGUGUGGUUUCAGAGCAAAGAAAGAUGGAGGAAUGACAUGGAAAAGGAUUUUUGCUUUUGGCCGCACCAAAAAUAGAACAAGAGCAAACUCUUGCUACGCAGGCUAGGGAGAAAGAAGGGAAAACAAUAUAUUAUUUUUUCUCCCCUCCCCCUUCUUACAUCCUUUUUUUACCCCAUGACUAGUCCAAGAGUUACUAUUUCUAUUCUCCCCUGUCUUUCUCAGUGGUCAAAGAUGGCAGCCAUGGCAAUGCAGACAAGCAUUUUUUACCCACCUUAAAAAUUUGUCUGCAUUGCUGGCUCCCCUGAGAGUAUUUACACAUACCUCACACUAACCCAGGGUUAUCUUAACCCAGCUUUGAACAAACCUGGCCAAGUAAGUGAUAAGCAAAGGAAUCUGUGGCUACAUUUGAGGUCCCAUAUUACAUAAUAAUGUUGCUUUUACGCCCCCUUCCCUGUUAGUGAAAUAUUGACACUAAUAUCAGCAAUUAAUUUGAAUUCCAGUCCAGGAGAUGCUAAACCAAAGAGUCCUGAACCUUUUAGUUCAGUGGCUGUGGAUGAGAUCCCAGAUGUUCCCAAUAAUUCUUUUCUAUUGAGAAGAAGCCGCACCCCCUCCCCUGUCAGGGAAAAGAGGCUUCAGCAGGCAAAAAAUAGGUAUGUUUCCUCUGAGGUACACCUGACCUUAAUCAUUUCUACGAGAGCUGGACUCAUUCCCUUUUCGGUGCAUAAUUAUCAUGAAUUAGGAAUUUUUGAGCAAGUAAGUCCGUACUAAAUUUGCAAUGAUAAAUUUUGCCCAAGGCAAAGCUGUUUCUUUGUUCAAAGCUGUGAGGCAUAUACUAAUAAAAUUAAUUGUGACAGACAAAAGUACUUUGGAAUGGCAAGACAACUAGAUUUCAUCCACGGACUCAAAACUAAGAACUGCAUUUCAUCCAACAUGCCUGAUUACACACUAAGGUAAUGGUACCAUGUGAAAGUACUACUGAUGGAAGAGGUUUCAUUUGAAUGGUCACACCAUAGGAUUUCAUCCACAGACUCAAAAAUUAAACUACAUAGUACCAUGUGAUAGCACUGCUCAAUUGAUUCUGAUGGCAAAUGGUUCAGAAAAAGUUGUUCAGAUGUUGAGAGAUAGAUGGCAGUAGUAUCUUCAAGUUGUUUAUAUUAUUUACUGUUUGUAUGACCACAGGAAAAGUAAGUCUCCUCCAGGGUAUAAAGCUCUGCCUCAAAGUAAUUCACAGGAAAGGACCAGGGUAUGUACACCUGCUGAAAUGAUAUUGUUUGGGAGAUCAGUAGACCUUAUUUCACUGUAUCCACCAUCUUUGCAUGCACUUCAGGACUGAUUAAUCACGUGACAUUGCAUUUAUCCCAUCAACCCUUGAACGCGUGCGAAGAUGGUGGUUGUUGUGAAUAAGGUCUAUACCUUCAACAGAAAAUGUCCAUAAUUACUAAAACAAUUGCUUCCGAGUCCUUGAGUUCUUAAAAUUAAGCUCGGAUUCUGUGGGUAACUAUUUUUCUUUCUUUUAACACAAUUAUAAAACUUUUUACCCUCUAUCAUCUAUCUCUGUUUGUCUUUGUUAUGGGCAGGUUUCCAGGUCGGGAAGGAUUCUACGAGGACGAGGAAAUAUGGUGAGGAAAUUCCCAGGGUAUUAGUUUAAACUUCCUUACGAGAAAAACAAUACACCAGGAGAAAAGGAAAGAUCACUAAGUAAUGAAUCAUUUAGAAGCGGACAGGAGACAAAACAAGGCAAAACACAUCUCUGAAAACCCACUACAGUGUACCCCCCUUCUCCCUUCCACCCCCCUAAGCAAAGAGCCUGGCCCGUGGCUACUCAAUCGGUUUGAAACAGAACUUAAUCACAUGAUUUUUAUUUUUCAGCGGUAUCGCACACCCCCGCCUUCUUCUUCAGAUGAAACGCGGAACAUUUCGCGCCGUUUUUCUCCACCUUUGGUGGCUCGGUCAAGGUCUCCACGCAGGUGUACAAGGUCUCCUAUGCGUCGUGCACGAUCACCAUUUAGACAGUCGAGGUCUUCUCGAGAACGUUCUAGAUCUCCCCGUCGACGCUCGAAUUCUCCUCGAAGACCCCCGAUGUCUUCUCGAAGACGCUCGAAGUCUCCACAAAAACAAUCAAAUUUCUCACAGAAACGCUCGCUUUCACCUCAAAGACCCCCGAUGUCUUCUCGACGACGGUCGAAGUCCCCACGAAAACACUCAAAUUCCCCACAGAGAUGCUCGCUGUCUGCACGGAGACACUCGGGGUCUCCGCGACAACGCUCGAGGUCUCCUCGAAGACAUUCGAAGUCCCCACGAUCACAGUUACUUCAGAGAACAGAUAGCAAACAGCAUAUGAAAGACCGUGAAUCAGCGGAAGGAAUAAUGAAACAGAGCUACUCAGUAAGAGAUGGUGAAAGCAGUGAUAAAUUUGGAACAGUUAAAACACGAGGUGAAAGGAACUCAAAUGAUGAAAAAGCUAACGAAUGUUCACCUACAACUGAAGAGCGCUUUCCAGAAAGGCGACGGGAAGAAGAGGGAAAGACCUUUGCAAAUGAAGGCUAUGCAAGGUCAAAGUUUGCUUCAAUCAAUGAAACUGGCAGACACAGGAGAGGAGAAAAAACUAGCAGUAACAGCGACAGUGAGGAAUUUGAACAAGAAAGUCGAGACAUUCUGUACAGAUUGGAAAAACAGAGCCAUCUUGCGCGUAAAGAAGACACCAGGGACAUACGGAAACCAAGUUCAUACUCGAACGGUGACGAGCAGACAUGGAGAAGCUUAGCUCGUGAUUAUGAGUUUGAAGAAGAUCAUGGAACUUUGGAGGCACAAAGUUAUGCACCCAUUCCAUUAAGCAAAGAACGUGAAAAUAACCGAGAACGUCUACAAUCUCGCGGUAAAAAUAACGAUGAACAGAUUUCUCCAAACGAAGAAAGUGCAGGCAGUGAACAAGAGGACAAACGAGCUUUUCUUCAGGGUGAAGGAAGGUUUAAACAUCAGGGUAUCUCAGAACGUAAAACUGGUCGUCGACAGCGCAGUAGGAGUUUUGAUAGACGCAGAAGCAGCUCUCAGGAGAGUGACCGGAACCGGAAGUCACGUCAUCACCAUCGUCGUCAUCAUCAUCAUCAUCAUCGACACCAUCAUAAAAGAGACGCGAGGCAAUGGGAAAGAAACGUUGUCGUGACCGAGGAAGAUCAGGACAGUUCAAGUGACUGA
Porites lobata is the source of this 10692-nucleotide messenger RNA. NCBI's taxonomy places the organism in Eukaryota, Metazoa, Cnidaria, Anthozoa, Scleractinia, Poritidae. The record is from the annotation of a GenBank genome assembly.